CGAAGUUUUUGUACGAAACCUUCCUAGAGCCAUUCCGGAGGGACGGACAGAGGAAACAGAGAUUUUUGCAAUAUCAAAAUGGGGAACCAAAAUUGAUAGAAGUGGAAGUAGACGGAGCGGUAAUUCCAGCAAGUACAAUGCUGGACGGCUUCUAUUUGAUCAAUAUCAUAGCUCCAGAGACUCUCGAGGAACAAACAGAAUAUCUGUUUCAACAUCUGGAACAACUUUCAAGAUGGAUAAUACUCCUAGAAACAAAUCCUACAUAUCUCCCAUCAGCGUUAACAGUCUCAUGGAAGUCAGACCAUCAGAAACACCAUCAAAAGAUUUCUUUUGGAGCGUCAUUGAUAGGUACCACAAAAACAAAAGACAAAUUAUUGGAUCUAUGACAGACAUUCAACCAGUGCAUGCUUUCACAGGACGCGGACAGGAAUCUGAUGAUGAAACUGACACUCUGGGAUUUCUGCAAUUGUGCAGAAACCAACACGUAUUAUUACCUAUCACAAUGGAGGGAAGACCUUCCAAUUAUGACGAGAACAAUUCGUACGAAUUCACAAGAAAGAAUGGAUCCAUGCGACAAUUGUCUGAUGAUAAUGUUAGUCAAUACGAAAAAGAUUUGCUCAGACUUCUUAGUGUAUUGAAAAGUAAAUAUCCAUUUCGUGUUGAGAGGAAUAAAGAUGUUCUAUAUGAUGAUGAAAUUGAAAGAUUUACUGCUCUUUAUGGUAUUACUAAUGUUUAUCCUGUGCUUUUAUAUCAUAAUUCAAUUUUCUGGUUACAAAACCCUGAUGGUGUCUACUUGUGGUCACGUAUAGAUGACAGAAUGAUACAUGGUGGAGGUAAUAUGAAAGAGGCUCUUACAAAUUUUCUCUUUCAACAAGAAAAUCUCUGCUAUAUCGAUGAGGAUACACAUGUAUUAAUGUUGUGCCUCAGAUCGAUUCUUGCCUCAGAUCGCAACUCACGCACCUCAGAUUGA
Molecule: messenger RNA, 970 nt
Organism: Rhizophagus irregularis DAOM 181602=DAOM 197198
Lineage: Eukaryota; Fungi; Glomeromycota; Glomeromycetes; Glomerales; Glomeraceae
Source: RefSeq, a predicted model, not a curated record